Sorghum bicolor (sorghum) is the source of this 3343-nucleotide messenger RNA. Its product is annotated as U-box domain-containing protein 44. Lineage: Eukaryota; Viridiplantae; Streptophyta; Magnoliopsida; Poales; Poaceae. Gene Ontology annotation, molecular function: protein binding; ubiquitin-protein transferase activity. The coding region runs from base 634 to 3180 and encodes 848 amino acids. Gene Ontology annotation, biological process: protein ubiquitination. The transcript is spliced from 4 exons. The record is from RefSeq and is a predicted model, not a curated record.
UUGUUGUAGUUUCUGAAUUUUUUUUAUAUUUCAUAGCGGGAGGCCGGGAGCAAAAUGGGCAAAGGAAAAGGAGCCCAGGUGGCCUCGGUGGGUUGGGUUAGUUGACUUGACGACCCCGCCAAAGCGAAGCGACCCGAUCAAAAAUCAAACACAGCCUGGGUGUGUGGGGCCUGCACGGCAGCCUGUGGAAUCGGGCGGAGAAGACCGGGCCAGGUCGGCGUCGGCGGCUCCUCUCCUCUCCUUCCUCCUCCUUCACCUUGCUGUUCAACGCCGCACGCCGGGACCGGGAGCCGAGCUCGUCUCGAAAUCCUCGCGCUCGUUUUCCCGCAAGGUCGCCGCCGCUGCCCCUCUCCGUCCUCGCCGCCGCCGCCCGCUGAUUGAUUGAAGCUGAUUGAUUGCCGUGCUCAAGCUCAACAAUGGACGUCCCAUCCCUGACCCUGAUCCCUUCAAAGGCUAGCUGCUACUAGUGCUGUCUGUGCUAGGCCCCCCUCAUCAUCCGCUAGUUGGUGGUCACCUCAUCAUCCAUAUCCAUGAGCUUGUUUGUUGUUUUGGCAGAAAAACCGUCAGACAAGAAGACAGAGAUCGAUCGAUCGAUCGUUGGAAUUGAAUUGAAUUCCAAGUCGAAGAAGAUAGAUGGCGGAUUUCGGUGGCGGCGACAGCGAGCUGGAGGAGCAAUCCAAUGAGGGGUACCAGGAGCCGGCGUUCGAGGCCUUCAUGUGCCCUCUCACCAAGCAGGUGAUGCACGACCCCGUGACGAUCGAGACCGGGCAGACCUUCGAGCGGGAGGCCAUCCUCAAGUGGUUCAGGGAGUGCAGGGACAGCGGGAGGAAGCCGACGUGCCCGCUCACGCAGGCGGAGCUGCGCAGCACCGACAUCAGCCCCAGCAUCGCCCUGCGCAACGUCAUCGACGAGUGGAGGGCAAGGAACGAGGACAAGGAGCUGGACAAGGCCUUCGCCUCCCUCAGUCUCACCACCACACAGCAUGCUCAAGACGACGCCGACACCCUGCGCGCACUCCUCUACGUCUCCCAAAUGUGCCACAGGAGCGCCGCCAAGAAGACCCUCGUGCGCAGGCAAGGCGUCAUACCCACCAUCACUGACCUGCUCAAGAGCAGCAGCAGAAGGGUUCGCCUCAAGGCCCUCGAAGUCCUUCGUCUCAUCGUCGAGGACAACGACGAAAAUAAGGAAGAGCUGGGGAAAGGUGACACCAUACGCACCAUCAUCAAGUUCCUGUCCAAUGAGAAUUUCCAAGAGAGGGAGCUUGCAGUUUCGCUAUUGUACGAGCUCUCAAAGCUCGAUCCUAUAUGCGAAAGGAUCGGCGCAAUCUACGGGGCCAUACUCCUACUGGUUGGGAUGGCAAGCAGCAAAUCAGAGAAUGGUGUGGCUGUGGAGAAAGCCGAGAACACGCUCAAGAAUCUGGACAAGUACGAAACAAACGUCAAGCAAAUGGCUGAGAACGGCAGGCUUCAGCCUCUGCUUACAAAACUUAUUCAAGGCACACCUCAAGUUCAGGUCGCCAUGGCUGAAUACCUCGGCGAGCUUGCGUUGGCGAACGACGUGAAGGUGGUGGUGGCAGAGCAGGUCGGGGCUCUGCUCGUGAGCAUCUUGAAGACGGGCAGCCUUCCGGCAAGAGAGGCCACGCUCAAAGCCCUGAGGGAGAUAUCGUCAAACGAGUCCAGCGCCAAGAUCCUGCUCCAGGCGGGCAUCCUGCCGCCGCUGGUGAAGGACCUCUUCUCCUUGGGCGCCGGCCACCUGCCGAUGAGGCUCAAGGAGGUGUCGGCCGCGAUCCUGGCCAACCUGGUGGCGUCGGGCGCCAGCUUCCGGUCCAUCCCGCUGGACGAGAGCGGGGAGACGCUGCUGUCGGAGGAGAUGGUGCACAGCCUGCUGCACCUCAUCAGCAACACCGGGCCGGCCAUCGAGUGCAAGCUCCUCAACGUCCUCGUGGGGCUCACCGGCUCCCCGUCCACGGUGGCCGACGUGGUCUCCGCCAUCCGCAGCUCCGGGGCCACCAUCAGCCUGAUCCAGUUCGUGGAGGCCGCGCACCGGGAGAUCCGCGUGGAGUCCCUCAAGCUGCUGCGCAACGUGUCGCCGUACAUGGGCGCGGAGCUAGCGGACGCCCUCGGCCUCGGAGGCAGCACCGGCCACCUGGGCAGCCUGCUGGGGGUGAUCACCGUCACCGAAGACCACCGGAGCGGCGUGACGGAGGAGCAGGCGGCGGCCGUGGCUCUGCUGGGCGACCUCCCCGAGAGGGACUGGAACCUGACGCGGCAGCUGCAGGAGCUGGGCGCGUUCCGGGCGCUGGCGACGAAGCUGGUGGAGCUCCGGCGGGGCACGAUCCGCGGCAACCGGCACGUGGCGCCCUUCACGGAGGGGGCGGUGAAGGUGCUGUACAGGGUGACGUGCGCGCUGCAGCUGCAGCUGCAGGAAGAGGAGGCGGCGGAGGUGUACGUGGAGCUGGCGCGGGAGGUGGGCCUGGCGCCGCUCUUCGUGGAGCUGCUGCAGCAGCAGAUGAGCAGCGGGCAGGACGCCGUGCUGCUCUACUCGGCCAUGGCGCUGGAGAACCUGUCGCUGCAGUCGGCGAGGCUCACGGACGUGCCGGAGCCGCCGCCGCCGCCUGGGAGCCUCCUCAUGUGCGGGUGCUUCGGGGGCCCCAGGCACAGGCACGGGCACGGCAAGCAGCCGCAGCCGCAGCUGCCCGGGGCCAUGGGGACGUGCCGCGUCCACGGCGGCUUCUGCUCGCUGCGGGAGACGUUCUGCCUGGCGGAGAGCGGGUGCAAGGCGGUGGAGCGGCUGGUGGCGUGCCUGGAGCACGCGGAUGACCGCGUGGUGGAGGCGGCGCUGGCGGCCUUGUCCACGCUGGUGGGGGACGGCGUGGCCAACGCGACGGAGGGGGUGCUGGUGGUCGGGGAGGCGGAGGGGCUGCGCCCCGUGGUGGAGGUGCUGGUGGAGAACCGGACGGAGGCGCUGCAGCGGCGGGCGGUGUGGGCCGUGGAGCGCAUCCUGCGCGUCGAGGACAUCGCGCUGGAGGUGGCUGCUGACCAGACCGUGGCCUCCGCGCUCGUGGAGGCCUACCGCAACGGCGACGUCCGCACCCGGCAGACGGCGGAGCGCGCGCUCCGCCACCUGGACAGGAUCCCCAACUUCUCCAGCGCCUUCCACCAGGCCAAAGGCAGGGCAUGAAUCAACUUCUUCCUCCAUUUGUUGAUUGAUUUGCCAAACCAGACUGAGUGUCUGUGUACGCUGAUAUAUAUAAAUUGUGUAUGUAUGCAUAUAUGUCCAUGGCGCAUGCACAUUCAUUUUGUUGAUCCGUGCGUCUUUGUGUUUAUAAAACCACCAUUCCAUU